GUCGCGCGAUGAGCUGUCGCAUGCGACGUCGAGCGUGCCGCCGCGCGAUACCCAUAAAGUAGCCGAGCGCGUGUCUCGGCCGCUGGAACGGAGCCACCCGAAGCGCGUCCUCAGCCGGGUGACACAGGCGGCCUUGAGGAGAGCGGAAGGCAGCCCCUUGACGCCACUUUGGAGAGCUCGGCAUCCCUCGUGAUAAGGCCGCGCCCUCGCUCUGCGCUCCGCUUGUGAGCACCUUCGGAGUCGUGAUCCGUCGCGGUUGCUGGCGGCGUGCACAGUGAGCCGGUGUCCACGCGCGAUGCCAAAGUCGGUGCCAGCCCUCGCCCUGGCCGCAAUGUUGGCCGUGGGCCACUGCUGGAGCGUCGGGACGGGCUAUCGCGCCGAUAUGGGGAUGCAGCUUGUCAACGGUUCGUGCCUUUUCGAGAACAUCACCAUUCCAGCCGGCGAGAGCCUACGCCAGGAAUCUCCCUGCCGGAGGGUCACCUGUAUCGAGCACCACAAGGCAGUCUUCAUUCAAGAGUGCACAACGUAUUACUGCCCGUCAGCGAACUGCCGCAUGGAGUCCAAGGAGGGGCUCUAUCCCACCUGCUGCCCAAUGCCUGUUUAUGUCGAAAACUGAGUGCCUACUUCAGUACUGGUGCGAAAGUCAUCGACAUUGGCGUCACAAUACAGCAAUGCAGCUACAGGAGCAGCACGUUAUUCAUCUCUCGUGACAGUAAUCGCAAACGGCAGUUGCCAUUGAUCUUCCCGAUGUCGCUUUCAUCAUUUUUUUUUCUCAGUUAAUGCAUACAGUAUCUGUUAGUGCCCUACGCCAACGUUCAGUUUCACAUAAAAACGGGUUAAGCGUAUCACCAGCAAAAGGGGCACAGAUCUGAUGUCAUGUUGCUUUUUUUUCGGGUUUUUCUUUUCCUUUCCUGAUUUGAUGUUUCUAGUUAAACCCGUCUGAAAUCAAAUGAUGACGGUGCUUGUUCCAAAUAUUCAUUUGUGGCCUAUUAAAAACUUCAUUUUCUAAAUAUUAUUAGUACUCCAGUCUAUGUUCAACGUUGAUAGAAAAUAAAUGAAAAGCUAUCUUAUAAAGACGAACGUUCUUUUUCUUUUUUUUCUUUUUCUGCUGUAAGCUGAACUUCUCACGCAGCAGGGACCGCUCCUUAUUCGAAAAACUGCUUUUAACAACGCGAAUUAAUUAUUAUCUAGCAGCUCUCAAAUAACGUGCCUUAUCUUCCACACUUCACUAUGGUCGCCACCGUAAAAGCACUUAUAUAAUCGCGCACAGCGGGCUGCACACUGUCAGAGCCUCGUGAGAACGCAGAACCCUUUUUCUCGCCGCAGCGCCAUCGACGCGAUCGAUGCCGAGCUAAGCAGUGCGAGUACACAAAAGAAUUUAGCUUUGUUUUUACGUCCCUGACUUUCGCGAAAAAUUCGGCUCCACAAAACGCUGCGUUCGCAUCGACCUGGCUCAUGCUUUUACGGACGCUCUGGUCAUUUAUAUAUUUUCUUUCUUCCGCGCGAUCGGUAUAGCCUUUUUUUUUUUUUUUGUAUCGAUCAGUCUCACCGCGGCAUCUUUUUGUGCUUUCCUGUUCGUCCGCAAAACCAACGCUCGCAAUAAACAAGGUUCGUGUACAUGCCGAGU
Molecule: messenger RNA, 1627 nt
Organism: Dermacentor silvarum
Lineage: Eukaryota; Metazoa; Arthropoda; Arachnida; Ixodida; Ixodidae
Exons: 3
Coding region: 296-616 (106 amino acids)
Source: RefSeq, a predicted model, not a curated record